Messenger RNA from Westerdykella ornata, 417 nucleotides. RefSeq lists its product as uncharacterized. The record is from RefSeq and is a predicted model, not a curated record. The transcript has a single exon. The coding region runs from base 162 to 377 and encodes 71 amino acids. NCBI's taxonomy places the organism in Eukaryota, Fungi, Ascomycota, Dothideomycetes, Pleosporales, Sporormiaceae.
GUAUCGCAAUCUCGUAAGUGUCUGCCUUGACCGCACGGACGUACUCUACUGACAAUCUCUUAGGCAAGGCAAGAUACCAAUGCUCGCACAUGAAAAAAAGCAUCUGUCUUUACUAUAUAUUUCACCACUUACCAUGCGGCUUGUUCGCCGCGACAUGACUAAUGUGCGUUGCAGUGUGGUGUAUGGCACACGCCAUCCCGGUCCUACUUUUUGCGAACCCUGAAGCUCGAGAGUGGUGUCACAACAUGAUUUCGAAACUGAGUUGGGUGGGAAAUUACAUGGAUAUCAGCUAUCAGACAUUAAAAUACAAGAACCGGAGAAGCAAAUCUAUACUCCACCCAGCUCCUUGUCGCUCACAUGCAGAGUCUCAACCCUAGUCUAAGAAGGAGAUCUACUAUCUGACAGAUACCUGAUCGA